GAAUAACAUACAACGCUCCACAAAUUUCACUCAUUUCACUUCCAAGUGAGUUCCGUGACAGUUGGACACACGAAUCGCGCAAUAAAAGAAUACAACAAAAACAUGUACUGCAACGAAGUAGUUAACACCCAACCACUUUCGCCACCCUCUACACCGCCGCUGAAAAACAUGAUCAAAGACAACACUAGCAUGUUGUUCUCCAGGAAGCGGCCAGCAUCUCCGAUGAUGAAUCUACCACCAACCCCUCAACCAUCGGAUUCAGAAUGCGAGGAGUUCCCAGAACCCCUCACCAAGAAGAUCUGCUUCGAAAGCGAACUUGCAAGACGCUUAACAUCAAACACACCACCCCCAGAGCCACCAGCACGCACUGUCUCCGUGAUAAUGCGAGCGAACAAAGACGGCUCCUGCAUCCCAGUCAUCCCGCAACCCCAAAAAGAGGAGAACGUCUACAGAACCAUGAAAUUCAAAAUGGACAAGACCAAACCAGUGACACCGGCCAAACCUAUACCUGCUACCCCUAAGCUCCCAGAAACCCCACCGCCUGUACAAGUGCAGCCCAUCACCCUUCAACCCAUCGCUCCCAAACUGAUCCCAUCUCAAACGCACAGGACCAUCUUCCUCGCUCAAGACGGUACCGUCAUCGUCCUUACCCAAACACCCCCGGUGCAAGAACGCAAACGUAUCUACGAAUGCACGUUCCAAGGAUGCGGCAAGAACUACUUCAAGUCUUCCCAUCUGAAGGCUCACAAUCGCACGCACACAGGAGAGCGGCCGUUCGUUUGCCCAUGGGAAUCGUGCGGUAGAAAGUUCUCCAGGUCCGAUGAGCUGUCCAGGCAUAAGAGAACGCAUACCGGCGAGAAAAAGUUUAAAUGCGAGGUGUGCGAGAGCUGCUUCAUGAGGUCGGAUCAUCUAGCCAAGCACGUCAAGAGACACGCGAAAGACAAGAAUACCAGCGUGAGCAAGGGGAUUUCCCCGGUCCAGCUCAGACCUCUGCAGCCAGCGCCCGUCCUCAAUUGAAAGCCCUAAAUGACUGAUACAUUAUACCCAUCGAAAUAUUGUUACAUUAUCUCUAUGUGUUUUAACAUGUGUGCCUCAUCUAGUUGUUAGCUAAAGAAAACAACAAAGCAAUAAUCGCACUAAAAGAUGAUACAAAUAUUAAGCUUUAACUAUUAUCAAUAAGUAAACAAACCUUCUUA
Molecule: messenger RNA, 1196 nt
Organism: Nicrophorus vespilloides
Lineage: Eukaryota; Metazoa; Arthropoda; Insecta; Coleoptera; Silphidae
Gene: cbt
Product: Krueppel-like factor 10
Exons: 2
Coding region: 103-1017 (304 amino acids)
Biological process (GO): regulation of transcription by RNA polymerase II
Molecular function (GO): RNA polymerase II cis-regulatory region sequence-specific DNA binding; DNA-binding transcription factor activity, RNA polymerase II-specific
Source: RefSeq, a predicted model, not a curated record